CUCUCCUCCUCCUCGGCUGCGGAGCCCUGGUGGGGGUCUGCGCCCGGUCACCAUGACGACGCCGGCGAAUGCCCAGAAUGCCAGCAAAACGUGGGAACUGAGUCUGUAUGAGCUGCACCGGACCCCGCAGGAAGCCAUCAUGGAUGGCACAGAGAUUGCAGUUUCCCCUCGCUCGCUGCAUUCAGAACUCAUGUGCCCUAUCUGCCUGGACAUGCUGAAGAAUACAAUGACCACCAAGGAGUGCCUCCACCGAUUCUGCUCUGACUGCAUUGUCACAGCCCUGCGGAGCGGGAACAAGGAGUGCCCUACCUGCCGCAAGAAGCUGGUAUCUAAGCGAUCCCUACGGCCAGACCCCAACUUUGAUGCCCUGAUCUCUAAGAUCUAUCCCAGCCGGGAAGAAUAUGAGGCCCAUCAAGACCGAGUGCUCAUCCGCCUCAGCCGCCUACACAACCAGCAGGCACUGAGCUCCAGCAUCGAGGAGGGGCUGCGCAUGCAGGCCAUGCACAGGGCCCAGCGUGUGAGGCGGCCGAUGCCCGGGUCAGAUCAGACCACAACGAUGAGUGGGGGGGAAGGAGAGCCCGGGGAGGGAGAGGGGGAUGGAGAGGAUGUGAGCUCAGACUCUGCCCCUGACUCUGCCCCAGGCCCUGCUCCCAAGCGGCCCCGUGGAGUGGGUGCAGGGGGGAGCAGUGUAGGCACAGGGGGAGGUGGCACUGGUGGGGUAGGUGGAGGUGCUGGUUCUGAAGACUCUGGUGAUCGGGGAGGGACCCUGGGAGGGGGAACCCUGGGUCCCCCAAGCCCUCCUGGGGCUCCCAGUCCCCCGGAGCCAGGUGGAGAAAUUGAGCUCGUGUUCCGGCCCCACCCCCUGCUCGUGGAGAAGGGAGAAUACUGCCAGACUAGGUAUGUGAAGACAACUGGGAAUGCCACCGUGGACCAUCUUUCCAAGUACUUGGCCCUGCGCAUUGCCCUCGAGCGGAGGCAGCAGCAAGAGGCAGGGGAGCCAGGAGGGCCUGGAGGGGGUGCCUCUGACACUGGGGGACCUGAUGGGGGCGGUGGGGAAGGUGGGGGAGCAGGAGGUGAUGGUCCCGAGGAGCCUGCUUUGCCCAGCCUGGAGGGCGUCAGUGAAAAGCAGUACACCAUCUACAUCGCACCUGGAGGCGGAGCAUUCACGACACUGAAUGGUUCGCUGACCCUGGAGCUGGUGAAUGAGAAGUUCUGGAAGGUGUCUCGGCCCCUGGAGCUCUGCUAUGCUCCCACCAAGGAUCCAAAGUGACCCCAGAGGGGUCAGAGGAUAGGGACCAUGGGGUGUCCCUGUGUCCUGGCCCAUCACCCCAGCUUAUUUGUUCCCCAGUGCCCCCAGCCCAGCCAGCCAGCCAGCCAGCAAGAGGACACAAAUGAGGACAAGUGGCUUUUAUACAAAGUAUCUAUAUCAGAUUCUUCUAUAUUGUACAGAGUGGGGCACAUGCCCCCAUCUGCUGCCUUUUCUAUUGCCCCAGCCUCCCACCUACACAAGGCGUGGGGGAAGGUGAAGAGCCUUCUCCUUCAGCUCUCCUGCCAACAACAAAUUUGCUGUUUUUCCUCUUUGAAAA
Molecule: messenger RNA, 1586 nt
Organism: Carlito syrichta (Philippine tarsier)
Lineage: Eukaryota; Metazoa; Chordata; Mammalia; Primates; Tarsiidae
Gene: RING1
Product: ring finger protein 1
Exons: 6
Coding region: 53-1270 (405 amino acids)
Biological process (GO): negative regulation of DNA-templated transcription
Cellular component (GO): PcG protein complex; ubiquitin ligase complex
Molecular function (GO): ubiquitin protein ligase activity; chromatin binding
Source: RefSeq, a predicted model, not a curated record